GUGUCUUGCAAAAACACAACAUUUAGGUUUUUUAGUAAACCCCUAGUUUUGAACGCUUUCUGUGUCCAAAUUCUCAGAUUUUAUAUCGCUUUCUCCCUCUCCCUCUCUUGUAUUUGCCAUUCUCUCGUGUAACCUUCAUAAACAAACUCAUUGUUUGCCUUGAUGCCGUGCCUUCCAUCACAAAAUCACUGCAUUGCGCGAGCACACGGCCCAGCAGCUGGCGUUGUUUACCCUUUGUGGUUCCGUUUUUUUCCACAGUUCCGUCCCUGCGUCCCUAUCCAAGGGAAGAAAAAAAACACAAACACAAAUUUCAAGUAGUGUAUAGAACCAUCCAACUCGCCACACAAGUGGGGGAUGGUGCAGAAGAUGAAAUAAUCAGGACAUUGCCCGAAUCAACCCAUCAACCCAUCCAGAACCGGUUUUUUUGGUCGUCUACGGGUUUACCUGCUCUGACGCUGUUCGAUUAUCUCCAGCAGUCUUCGAAGCUGCGACUGCAUGAUGGCUGAAGUACAAUAUCUUGUGACGGCAUUAUUUGCUCUAUUUGUUUGCACUGGAAUCGGAGUCCACUCGGAGGGCGAAGCCGUGUGGGGCUACCAGUGCAAGAACGAUCGCUGCGUCAAAACGGCCAUCUCGGAGGAAUCAUACCCGGCGGCGAACGCCAUCAGCCUGCCGGCAUGUCGGCUGUUCUGCGGCGAAGGAGCGGGCCUCCUCUGGCCACAGCCAACCGGGCAGCUGGCGGUGGAGAACGAGCUGGCCCAUAUCGACCCCGACCAGGUGUGGUUCCAGUGGGACGAAAAGCUGUCCCAGCUCGUCGGUCUGUGGGAAGCGAACAGGGACCGCUUCCGCAGCCAGCUGAAAAAGCGUGCCCAGGGCGCGGCGCUCAAACCCGGCGGCAAGGCGGUGCGCAUCAAGCUGAAUGUUACGGAUGGCUCGCUCGCGCUUAACUACGAAACCGACGAAAGUUACUCCCUUACCGUGGGGGCCGGCUCUAGCAAGGACGAGCUGCAGGCAACGAUCGAGGCGAAAACGUUCUUCGGUGCCCGGCACGGGCUGGAAACGCUGUCCCAGCUGGUACUGUACGACGACAUCCGGAACGAGCUGCAGAUGGUAGCCCGGGCACGGGUGUCCGAUGCACCGGCCUUCCCGCACCGCGGCCUCGCCCUGGACACGUCGCGCAACUUCAUCGAUCUCGAGUCGCUGCGCCGCACGAUCGACGGCAUGGCGAUGGUGAAGCUGAACGUGUUCCACUGGCACAUCACGGAUUCGCAGAGCUUCCCGCUGGUGGUCAAAUCGCGCCCCACCCUGCACACCUACGGGGCGUACAGCCGGCGGGACGUGUACACGGCGGACGACGUCCAGCGGCUGGUGCAGUACGCGCUCGAGCGCGGCAUCCGCAUCGUGCCCGAGCUGGAUGCACCGGCCCACGUCGGCGAGGGCUGGGAGAAGCUGGGCGUGACGGCCUGCUUUAACUACCAGCCGUGGGAGAACUACUGCGUGGAGCCACCGUGCGGUCAGCUCGAUCCGACCAAGGACGCGGUGUACGACAUCCUGGAGGACGUGUACCGGGAGAUGAACGCCAUGUUCAACCGGUCGGACCUGUUCCACAUGGGCGGGGACGAGGUGUCGGUGCGGUGCUGGAACGCAACAGGCAGCAUCCAGCGCUGGAUGGGCGAGCAGGAAUGGGGCCUGCAGGAGGGCGACUUCAUGAAGCUGUGGAACUACUUCCAAACCGAGGCCCUGCGCCGGCUGGACAAAACGCUCCCGGUGGCGGAGGGGCCGGGCGGUGGUAAGCCGCGCCCGAUCGUGAUGUGGACGAGCAAGCUGACCGAGUCACCCUACCUCGAGCAGUACCUGGACAAGGACCGGUACAUCGUGCAGGUGUGGACGACGGGUAACGACAGCAAGGUGGCCAAUCUGCUGCAGAAAGGCUACCGGCUGAUCAUGUCCAACUACGACGCGCUCUACCUGGACUGUGGCUUUGCCGGCUGGGUGACGGACGGUAGCAACUGGUGCGCACCGUACAUCGGCUGGCAGAAGGUGUACAACAACGAUCUGAUGGCGAUCGGUGGCCCGUACGCGCAGCAGAUACUGGGCGGCGAGGCCGCCCUCUGGACGGAGCAGUCCGACACGCACACGCUGGACAACCGUCUGUGGCCCCGGCUGAGCGCACACGCCGAGCGGCUGUGGAGCAAUCCGCGGGCCGGCUGGCAGAUGGCCGAGGCGCGCAUGCUCCUUCACCGCGAGCGGCUAAUCGAGGAGGGCAUUGCGGCCAACAGCAUUCAACCGAAAUGGUGCCUACAGAACGAAGCCAACUGUCCGAUCGGGGGCGAUGGUGGGCGUUCGUAAAAAGAUGAUGGAAAAAAAGGAUACUGCAAAAGUAGAAACUUUCAGCUCGGGGUGUACAUUGAGGUGGCAGACUUGGUUCUCCCCCCUCCCCUGUUGUUUUGUUUGCCCUCCAUGACACCAACAAAUUCCAAAUUCAUUCUGCUUCCCAAUUGGCUUCCGGUUGUUUGCUAACGUUACUUUCGUUGAAGUUUGAAAUUGUUAAAAAGAAGAGUGAAAAAUCUGACAGAAGUGAACAAAUUUGAGUAUAUAUAUAUAAAUAAAUGAUACUUGUUUAUUGUGUUUA
Anopheles merus is the source of this 2629-nucleotide messenger RNA. RefSeq names its product chitooligosaccharidolytic beta-N-acetylglucosaminidase (gene Hexo1). The record is from RefSeq and is a predicted model, not a curated record. The transcript is spliced from 3 exons. Gene Ontology annotation, biological process: ganglioside catabolic process; glycosaminoglycan metabolic process; carbohydrate metabolic process. Lineage: Eukaryota; Metazoa; Arthropoda; Insecta; Diptera; Culicidae. Bases 496 to 2346 code for a protein of 616 amino acids. Gene Ontology annotation, cellular component: membrane. Gene Ontology annotation, molecular function: beta-N-acetylhexosaminidase activity.